UUUUUCCAGUUGACUCCAAAAAUAAUUAAAAACUAGAGAAAAAUGGAAAAAACUAACCUGGAAGAUGAUAAAAUUUCAUUGCAUUCCGAAGAGUCCGAAAAAGAACCAGAUUUUGUACCAACUUUUGGCGAGGAUAUUAUAAAACUCAAGCACUCCUUCGGCUAUGACUGCAAACGUUUGUAUAACAUGGUCUUGAUUGAUGAUGACACUUUGGUGUUUGCCUCUGGAACUUAUAUACAUUAUUUCAGUAUUUCGAAAAGAGAAGUGACAUUUCGUCAGUCGGUGUUCGGUUGCGGUAUAGGCUUUAUAACGAAAAACCAUCAUCGAGACUAUCAAGGUUUGCUAACUAUUGGAGAGAAUGGACCUAAAGCAACCGUUUUUAUUUACGAAUUUCCUUCUCAUAAAAUACGUAUUAAAUUAGAGGGCGCUGCCAAACAGCAAUUUACUUGUGGUUCCUAUAAUUACACUGGUGAAUUGUUUGCCUCCCAAGCAGGUUUCCCUGAUUACAUGCUGACCAUAUGGAACUGGCAGAAUGCUGAGAUUAUCUUGCGUUCUAAAGCAUUUCAAAAUGAUGUUUUACACGUUCACUUUUCUCAAUUUAAUCCCAUUCUGUUGGUCACCUGCGGCUUGAGUCAUAUAAAAUUUUGGAAAAUGGCCAAGACUUUUACGGGUCUCAAGCUCCAAGGUGAUUUGGGUCGUUUUGGUAAAACCGACUUUAGUGACAUCUAUGCCGUGUAUAUGUUGGCCGAUGAAAAUAUCAUAUCUGGUUGUGAAUGGGGAAAUAUGUUGCUGUGGGAGGCUGGUUUAAUAAAAUUUGAAAUUUGCCGUAAAGGCAGAAGACCGUGUCACACAAAACCCAUAGUUCGUAUUACUAUGAACAAUGGUGAGGUUACCACUGUGGGAAUGGAUGGUUAUGUACGAAUCUGGUUUUGGGAAACUGUAGAUUUGGCUGAUCCUCCAGAUGAAGAUCGUUUUGUGGAAAUUGAGCCGAUUUUUGAAUUUUAUGUGGGUGAAUGUGAAAUACGGAUGAUACAGAAAAUUAAAUUGUUUGAUGACAACGAUUAUGGUUACUAUGCGUUGGAUGGUGGUGGAGGUAUUUGGUAUUGUGAUCUCAACACUAGCGACAUACCCAAUGAUUCCCAUAAACUUUAUUCCUGUCAUGGUGGCAAAGUUGUAGCUACACAAACCAGUCCUGUUUCUCCACAUCUUAUGACCCUGGGACAAGAUGGACGUCUCUUAGUUUACGACUAUGUAUUCGAAAAGAUUAUUUUGGAAAAGAAAUUUCAAGCCCAAGGCACAGAUCUGAUAUGGUUUAGUCCAAAUGUAUCGGAUUCCAGCAUGGAACUGGUGGCUAGUUUUGAAGAUGGUUUUAUAAGACACAUCUACUUAGAUCUAACUCACCCUAAUAAACCAACAAUAUAUUUAAUACGACCCAUAAAAGCUCACACGGCUGCGGUUACUAGAAUGACAGUAAAUUCCAUGAACACACUGCUGCUGACGGGUUCAGCCGAUCACACAAUAUUUAUGUACAAUUUGUCAGAGAAAAAAGAUGCCUUUAUAUGUUUACGUCCCAUGGGUUUCGUAGAAUUUUCGGCCAUACCCAAUUGUUUCUAUUGGAAAGAUCCAAGUCAUACAAUCCUAAUUGGCUGUAAAUCGGGUGAAGUGUAUGAAUACAAAUUGCCCACAGAGGUGACAGAGGAUCAAACGUUUUUAAGUUACAAUUUAACGGAUAAAAAUGAAAUAAAGGUCUCAAAAUUUGUUUCAAUCAAAAGUACGAUACGUAGAGAAUUAAAAAAGGCUGCCACUAAAAAACGCAAAGAUAAAAAGAAGCAGAGGAAACUGGUGGAAAUAGAAAAAUUAAAAGCAGCGAAUCCCGGUUUACAGAUUGAUAUGGAACAAGCUUUGGCCGAUUCUGAACCAGAUGAAGAAGAAGAAGCUUUGCAUAUACCAGCUGUUCCUAAUCCAGUUUUGUGGAUUCGCUAUACGACUGAUAACACUAUAUGGGUUUCUAUGGGUGGUUAUGAUGCUGGCUAUAUAUAUGAAUUAACUAUUGGGGCUAAUAUGCCGGUACGUAGUACGAUGAUCAAAGACGGUGAUGAUAUAGAAAUUCAUUCUUAUUUGGAUAUUGAGGAAUAUUUAAUAUUCGGCAUGAUUAAUGGAAAAAUACGCAUAAAUCACAAGAACUCCAAUGAUUUUACCGAUCUGAGAAAUUAUCGCUUAGUGAACAUGCAUGAUCCCAUAAAUGGCAAUAUACCUUGUCUCAUACUAAGUCAUGAUGGCAAAUUUCUUUUCUCUAUUGGUCACGAUGGCAAUGUUUUCGUAUACGAAUGGCAUGGUCCGCAAGUCACAGUUGCAAAGUCGAAAACUGUAUUGUUAAUGCCGAAAAAAGUCUUACCGACUGAAGAUAUUAACAAUCCUCAACAUCCUUCAUUGGAACAGGAGAAAAUCUAUGCUGAAAUUAAGCGGCAAGAGGAAGCAGCUGCUGCUCAUGAUCGCAAGGUUUUGGCCGAUAUUAUUGUGCUGCAAAAGAAAUUCGAUGAGCUAUUGUUGGCCAAUGAGGCAAUGCAUGAGGAAUUGCGUAUUUCCCAAUGUGAAUUGCUAUUGGAUGAGAGAAUUACAAAUCAAAUUAAAGGCGAAUUACAAGCGGAAUUGGAUGAUGUACGUGAAGAUUUGGCCUAUGACUUGGAGGUGGCACAAGUUGGGAAACAAAAGCUGUAUGAUUAUUUCUUUAAGAAGCUGGAUCAUAUACCUAUUAAGAUUUCUGGUAUAGGAGAAAAUUCAGUUGUAUACACCUUUCGUGUGGAACGAUUAGAUGAGAAUUUUGAAACCAUUAAAGCUGACAUAGAGGAACGUCUACGAUUAGAAGCUUUGAAAAGAGUACCUGUUCAGUUAAUGAUGGCCGAGGAAAAGGAAGAAAGUAUGCCGGAACCAGCCACUGAAACCUUUUUCUUUGGACGUGAUCCCAAUACCAUAAUACCACGUUUUAGUCGCAAAAUGCUGCGUUUACUAAGAAGCUAUCGCUCUCGUCAAUGGUACGAAGUGGAGCGUACUUAUCAUUGGGAAAAAAUGGUUAAACAAAAACCAGAUCCCAAUCGUAAUCAUCCAGACGAUGAUCGUAAAAUCCAAGAAGCUGAAAAAAGUAUAGGCGACUAUAAACUUAAAACUGGUCAAGAAUAUGAACCACAACCAUUUGAAACCUUGACAUGGAAAUACAAAGAAAUUGUUACACUCAGAGAGCGUUUAAACGAAAUAAUUGCUCAAUUUAAUAACAAAGUUUUCAAGCUGAGAGAUGAGAAAAAAGAUCUCUAUCAAUUCAUUGAGCAGAAACGUAAACGUUUAGAAGAAAUUCAUACAUAUUUGCCCGAAAAGAAUCGCAAAUUUUUAAUGGAAAUUCCACCACUCAAUAUGGAUGAAGAAUGGCCGGAACUGAAUAUGAUUGAACAUUGUAAUCCUGGUUGUAAGAUCAAAAUUAAUGAUAUUCUAUAUCUGGACAAAACUGUGGAGAAUCUAUUGCCUCAGCCGCCACCUCCUAAAGUCAAAUCCACUAUAACCCAAGUAGCCCUACACGAAUUGGAAAAAUACUUAGCACUGGACAUUAAAAGUGUUAAAUGUUUUCCCGAUGGCCUGAAACUAAUCGACGAACUACAAAAGUUGCCACAUCAAGCUGAUCCUCUCUACUAUGAAAAUACUGGAGAUAAUCCCUCACCCUGGCUUAUAGAAAUACGCUACCGUUGGCUAAUGGACUUGAUGGUGGAGCAAGAGGGUAUACUUCACUCUGUUCACACAAAUAUACGUCUCUUUAAUUCCCGUUUGCGGGACCUUGACAAUGAACGUUUACAUACCAAAUUUGAGGUUGAAUUUAUGACCAGCUAUUUAAUUGCUUUAAAUCAGGAAUUGUAUAUAUUGCGUGACAGUGAAGAGAUUGAGAAUAGAUUGUUGAGUAAUGCCGAAGAGGCAAUGAAAACGCGUAAUCAGGCUCAAUCUUCCAUUAAUAGUUUGAAUCGCCAAAUAGAAGAGGCACGCAAGAAUUGCGAUCGUAUAAAUGAGCAAAUCACAUCCGUUCAGUCUAAGUUUAUGAAUACCACCAAGGGUCAUAAGUUCUUUGAUUUUUUGCGUAGAAUUUUCAAGAAGAAAUGGCGUCCACCCAAAGCGACAAAAGGGCCAGACGAAUCAUCUGAGUCUUCUUCUGAAGAUGAAUCUACUAGCGAAGAAGAGGACGAUACUAAAAGCAUAGAUUCAGGCGACAUGACUACUAUACUUCUGGAUGAAACACAUUGUCCAUCUGGCCUAGAAAGACCCAUGUAUGAACUAGCCUUUAAAUUACGUUCUGAUAGACACCAACUAGAACGUUCACUAGAUGAUGCUUUAAAACAAAUCGAAAUUAAAAAGGAUGAAGUAAAACAGGCACAAAAACUAAUGAAACAUCACACCGAUAUUUAUAUACGAGAAAAUGAAACCUUAUUGGAAUUUAGACGCAAACGUCAGCAGGAAUUGAAUAAAGUGCAUGUGUCCGUUAUUUUACACAUGCAUCAGAUACAACAUUUUCGAGAGGGCGAGGAUUACCGAGAUCUUAGCAAAGCUGUUCUUUUCGAUUCGUCCAUUAUAAUGGAUCUGCAGGAGCGAGUAGAUCAAUUAAAUUUAGAGACAUUAGAAACUAAACGUUUGCAUCGUAUCAAUAUAGUACAUUUGCGUCGCAUGAACACCGAUAUUAAGUUUAUGCGUUCUGAAAUCACACGUCUAGAGGAGGAAAUUCGACAGGAAAUGAUGAAAAAGUUUGGUAUGGUUAUUAAUCUAGAUGAAUUGGAGGAAGAAGUUUUGCGUAAAUAUGUCUUUGAAUUGGAGACAACUGCCGAGGAAGAACUACGUUUGUUGGAAUUGGAAAUGGCAAAAAAGAAGAAAGAAUUAGCUCUAGCUCAAGAGGAACUUAUAGUGGAAACCCAAAAAAAUUCCGAUAAACUUAAUAUUUUGUCUGUGCUAACUGAAGAAAAUUCAUUUCUGGAAAAAGUUUUAAUAAACCAGGAGAAAAACUAUGAAAAAUGGUUAAAGCCACCAAAUCUUAAUUUGGAUAGAGAUAUUGAAAAACUUAUGGUAAUUGAUCGUGAGCAAAAGGAACAAAUUAAGUUCCUGGAAAGAGAAAUUUGUACUUUGCGCAUGAAAUCGAAACCCCUGCAAAUUGAUGGCGAAGCUGAAGCAGCAGAGAUAGUGGUACAUCAAGAAAUUAUACCCAAUGAUGAUGUACAAGUUUGUCCAGAAAUCUUUAAUGCUGAUGCCUUUGAAAGUCGUUUGAUACCGGACGAUUUUAUAAUGGAACGUUGCCAGAAGGUAGUUCAAAAGUUGUUUAUGCAACUUUUCGGUAAAAUGACCAGCAAGGAAAAUGUCCGGCGUUAUGCGUACAAGGUUACACGUUACUUGGGUCAAGCGGCCUAUAGUUUUGAGGGCAAUGUUACCGAUAACAUCAUGGACUGUAUUAUUGAGAAUUUACAAAAUUUAAUACCUAAAAAAUACCUAAUACUGUUGCGUCGUGAAGAUUUACAGAGAAUGUUCAAUGAAAUAUUGGGAGUAUUUGAUUAUGAACGUUCGGAUGUUAAUACUGAAGAUGUGGUAUCGGGCAUCUAUGAUAAUGCAAAGUUAGCAUUGAAUCAAGCUACCGGAGUGUUGAAUAAAACUCAAUAUAUAUUGAUCCAUAUGUUUAAGGAACUCAUAGAGGUUCUACCUUUGGAAGAGUUUCAAAGUGAAGAUACGGUUCAUUUUAUUGUGGAUAACUUGGAAAAGGAAACAAAUUUUGAUGGCCGUUGCAUAAACAUUGAAGGUUUAGUUGAAAAAGUAGUGGAGUAUGCUAAAGCCAAUUUGUUGGAUACUAUAACAGCCAUACCAAUACGUCAACUGGCGGUAAGGGUACAAAAAGAAUAUUCAAAACGUAGACCUAGUAAUUCAAUAUCUGUCCGAUGCUCUUUGGGUUCUGUGCACAGUGUGUCGGUAAAAUCUAAAGGCAAAUCCCCAAGCAAUUAAUUUUUUUUAACGUUUUUACUGUUUAAUCAAAUUUAGUUUUAAUAAAAUUAUUUAUUGAGAACAAA
This is a messenger RNA of Calliphora vicina (urban bluebottle blowfly), 6074 nucleotides long. RefSeq names its product cilia- and flagella-associated protein 44. Gene Ontology annotation, molecular function: protein binding. NCBI's taxonomy places the organism in Eukaryota, Metazoa, Arthropoda, Insecta, Diptera, Calliphoridae. The record is from RefSeq and is a predicted model, not a curated record. Bases 43 to 6009 code for a protein of 1988 amino acids. The transcript is spliced from 12 exons.